Alternaria burnsii is the source of this 849-nucleotide messenger RNA. RefSeq names its product nad-binding protein. Gene Ontology annotation, molecular function: oxidoreductase activity. The transcript is spliced from 3 exons. Lineage: Eukaryota; Fungi; Ascomycota; Dothideomycetes; Pleosporales; Pleosporaceae. The record is from RefSeq and is a predicted model, not a curated record. Bases 1 to 849 code for a protein of 282 amino acids.
AUGGCUCCCCGUGUCUUCCUCAUAACUGGAUGCUCUACUGGCUUUGGCGAGGAGUUCGUCAAGGUCGUUUUGCAAAAGGGUGACUAUGUUGUCGCAACUGCGCGCAACUCUUCCAAACUAUCCUUCGAUGGUGCCAACGACUCCAACAGUCUGCUUGUGGACCUCGAUGUAACAAAGAGAGAAUCCAUCGACAAUGCCUUCGACGCGGCUAUUAAGAAAUUCGGAAAAAUCGACGUUGUUUGCAACAAUGCCGGAUACGGUCUCAAUGGGCCUUUUGAAACGUUGUCGGAAAAGCAAAUCAGACAGCAGAUGGAGAUCAACUUUUUCGGUCUCAUCGAUGUCACAAGGAAGGCCAUGGAGACUAUGCGCGACAGGAAGACCGGAGGUGUCAUCCAGCAAGUAACAUCUAUUGGUGGUCAGAUUGGCGUGCCUAAUUUCUCCAUCUACUGUGCCAGCAAAUGGGCAGUCGAAGGAUUCACAGAGGCAAUCUCCAAAGAAGUGAAGCCUGAGUGGGGAAUAAAGUUCACUUGCAUCGAACCCGGUGGUUUCCGAACCGACUGGUCAGGUCGUAGUAUGGACUUUGGAGAGAUCUCAAACCCGGCAUACGCGGACGUCGACCCAAAGAAGCAGGCUCAAGGGCGCCAUGGCUCCCAAGCAGGAGAUCCCGCCAAGGCUGCCAAGGUCUUCUACGAUCUAGCAGUCAUGGACGAUCCGCCUAUGCGGUGCGUAGUCGGCACCGACGCAUACAGUCUCAUCAACAAGAAGCUGGAUACGUACAAUGAAAGCGUCAAGAAGUUCGACAAAUGGAGUAACAGCACCGACGUCGAAGGUUACAAGGCGCCCAAUUAG